Molecule: messenger RNA, 1238 nt
Organism: Plectropomus leopardus (leopard coralgrouper)
Lineage: Eukaryota; Metazoa; Chordata; Actinopteri; Perciformes; Serranidae
Product: tetraspanin-8-like
Cellular component (GO): plasma membrane
Source: RefSeq, a predicted model, not a curated record
AGCUUGUGUCAGUUGAAGGCUGCGAGUCGUGAAGUGAGGAGCUGCUGAGGAGGAAGGAAUAAAGACAAAUCAGAGCCAUGGCUGUGAAUAAAUGCAUCAAAUACCUUCUGUUCUUCUUCAACCUUCUUUUCUGGAUUAGUGGUCUCAUCAUUCUGGGCGUCUCCAUCUACCUGAAAGUCAGCAAGGACAAAAACCAGAUCACAGAUGAAGCUCUUCCCGGGAUCGACCUGAUGAUCGCCAUCGGCGUGAUCAUCAUGGUGCUGGGCUUCCUGGGCUGCUGCGGGGCCAUCAGAGAGAACCGCUGCAUGCUGCUGCUGUUCUUCAUCAGCCUCCUCAUCAUCUUCAUCCUCCUGCUGGCGGCGGGUAUCUUGGCAGCUGUGGAUGAGAAGAAGGUGUCGGACUGGGUGAAGGAGCGCUUGGAAAAGUACCUCCCACUGUCAGACCAACCAGAUAAUGUGAAGGAAGAUCUGGAGAAACUGCAGAAGGAGCUGAAGUGCUGCGGUCUUGUGAACGGACAGUCGGACUGGGUCAAAGUUCCCGAGUCCUGCCGCUGCAACGCCACAGAGUCAAGCUGCAAUGCAGGCACCUACUACAGCACGCCGUGCUCUGAGCAAAUCAUCAAGCUGAUGGAGAAACACAUGGAAGUGACGCUGGGAAUCGCCUUCGCCAUCGCCAUCCUGCUGAUUUUUGGCAUGGUCUUCGCGAUGAUCCUGUACUGUCAGAUUGGCAGGAAGGACGGUGCCACAAGUGCCAACACAGCCUGAACACGCACUCGUGGCCCCACCCCCCUCUCUGCCCGGCAAUGGCUCGUGAGCAAUGCCCGACAGCCCGUGUAACCUCAGUGCUACUGUAAAACAACCUGUGCUUUCACCUGUGGAGGAAGAUGCAGAUAUUUGCUUAAAAAACAGGCCUUAAAUACAGGUAAUACACAGCCUGGUUUGUACUGUAUGGAGUCUCAAUAGUGAUAAAAGUGAAAUAUGUAAGUAUAUUAAGAAAUUAUGCAGAAUGUAAACAAGUAGAUUUAACUUGUGUUCCUUAAUCUUUACUGAAAACCUUUUAGGGUCAUAGUUCACGCCUUGGUAUUACAGAACAAAAUUUAGGAAGAAUUUUUGUUGUGUGGGGCUUCAUAUGUAUUGAAAUCAAUUAUUAUGACAAACCAAAAAUACAAGGUAAGAUUGUAAAAAAAAAAUUAAAUGUCACAAGUUUGGUUAAUCUUAAAUAUUAUUCUUGGAAAAUGU